UGCUGACAGUGCUGGAGUCUACAGGAACAGCUCAGAAGGCCAUGACACACCCAUUAAAUGCAGUGUUUUUCUAGCACUUACUACUGCAGUUCAGGAGCACAUCAAGCCUUCAUGUGCUGAUGUGCCAAAAAUCAACUGGGUGCAAAGCAGAGCGACACACAGCUAGUAUCAGCAAGUGCAGCUUGGGCUUUGCAGAACCACUGACCAUGCUAUGAAUGCAAGGCUCACCUAUGGCUCUGCCCUGGCAGCAUAGCCUGGGCAGAGGGCACAGGAGGAGAAACUACUUUUAGUUGAUGUGGGAGCCCAGCUUAGUCCCAGCAGAGGGACAUUUCUUGUCCUGUCAGACAGGCCUGUACUGAGGGUUUUGCAAAAAUCAGCCUUUAAAAGGCAGACCAGUUGCAGUAACUGCUGGGGAGGGAGGCAAAUGGUGUCAGGUACAGUUUAGCUCUCUGUCCCUAUAUAGUGUCAGAAGAAUGGGACAGAAGCCAGAGAGAGUCACCUGGAAGCUGUAAUUCCCCAGCAAUGAGGACACCAGCUGCCUGAUGUGGGUUUCAUGGUCCCGCUACCCUCCUGCUCCUCCCAAGCCAGAAUGAAUUACUUUUAAAAAUACUGAGAUAUUUUGUGAUGUGACUUCAUCUCCCAACUCAGGCAACAGUAGACAAUGCCAGCCUCAUGUGUCACAAGGGUGUCCUUAUUCUUUCUUGCCUCCCAUAGCUGUAUGUCAUCACUAAGUGCCACAAACCUUCAGCUGUAACUUCAUUCUAGCAGUGGACAACAUGAUCAAUAUGGAUAAAUAUACUGGUCCCCAACACACACACACACACACACACAACAUGCACACCCACUGCCAGCUGCAGCUGCAGCCUGCAGACACAGCAGGUUGACCACUCUGAGCUUGUGUUGCAACCCGUCUGGCCUACCAAAAUAAGCAUAUUUACACACCCAAAUAAACAGUGGAAAAAGCCCAGCUGAACUGUUGACCAGAAAAUGGAACAGGAAGUAACUGAAAAAAAACAAAAUUUGCUAUAUAUAAGUCCUGUGGGUUUUUUUAAACUAACUCUCAUUGUAAUUAAGUACUGAAAUACACUUUUGAAUUGCUUGAAGCCUGUGGUACCAGGAAGCAAAAGCUCCAGCCUUUCUGAACUGCUGGAGGGGCUCCUCACCCACCAGAGCAGCUGCACCCACUGUCCCUGUCAGUGCCUGCCAUGGAGCACUUUUUCCCUUCCUUUUUUUUUUUGCUGAUCACUUUUGUUUAUUCACUUCCCCAGUUUACAAGCACCCUUGGUGUUGCUUGCCUUCAGAUGACUCCAGAGAGGGGUUUUGCCAGGCAAAAACAUGGUGCUCAUGAUCCACUCCUGGGGGUUUACUGAGGAGGAGGAGGUACUGAUUUUGUCCUUUUGACUCUGGCCUAGUCCCUUUUCUGCCAUUUGGGCUGCUCUGUGAGAUGUACAUUCGGGAAGUGCCACAGAAGGAAGGCAAGGAUGUUCUCUCUUCACUGAACGAGGGACCACUGUCAGAAGGCAGGUGUCACAGGGGACCACAGAAAGCCACCGUCACAGGGGACCCCGGGCCGACCAGGGAGGCCUCAGCUCGUCCUUCAGAUGGGGAACAGCUCCUAAGGAAUGCUAGGUUAUACCGCCCCCUCAGCUACCUGCAAGUCACCUUCAGCAGCAGCACUUACGGGCCGAGCGCUGUUCUUGCUUCCCUCCCAAACCGGAGAGGUCUGCGGUCCUCGCUCGCCGCAGGCCGGGGACUGUGGAGCCCGUCGCCGCUCUGUGCGGGGAGAGGCUGCGAUCCCGGAUCUUCCCCCCCGCCAAGCCCUGCGGUUCACCCCUCCCGCCCCGGUAUGUGUGCUGAGCCUUCCCGGCCCCGGCUCUGGAAGCUGGGCUGGGCCCGCGGGAACGCCCGGGGGCAGCGCCCAGUCCCGGGGGGCGCUUCUCCGGCCCUCGGCAGCAAAAGGGCUCCGGCGUCCAGCAUUUCCCUCUUCGGCUGGAAGUACAAGUCUGAAAACAACCCAAGCGGGGAGAGCAGGCGAUACCUGGCAGUUAUGUUCUGAGCGUUUCUGAAGCUCCCUUAGGGCUGCCACAGCGCUUGAGCAAUCGUGCGAGCGGCCGGGAGGGGAACUCCAGCCAUCGCAGGUCGGUGAGGUACGAGUCCUUGCCAAGCCGCAAACCCGUAAUGAGCACAGCCAGGCAGGGCUGUUUUCAGCGGAAAAACACAAGUUUGUCAAAAAAUAAACCUCUCUGCAGGACCGCUAGGAUGAAAUUAUAUAGCAUAUACCCCAGUUUAUCGCCUCCAGGGCAUUUGCCUUUGGCAGGACAUUUUGGCUAAUAUUUGACAGCCUGAGCAUUCGUCCCUGAACAUGCUCAUCAGGACAGUGUUUGCCAACCACUCCUCUUCAGCCCUGUCGAACAGCUUCUGCCAUGGAUCUUCCAGCACAAUAUAGAUCCUCUAAUUCCCAGAGCCCUGAUAAACUGAAGAUCAGCCAUUCUGUAUUGAGGCCUUCAAGAUAUGAGAAGUUUUUUGCUACAGAUGUUGGUGUUCUCUUGUGAAAAAUGGGAAAAAGGACAAGAACAGACAAGAAGAUCCGUGUAACAGCCCAACUGCUAAAGAUCCCCUGGAUGUUUGUCUUCCACCAAUGUGUUAGUCAAUGGUUUUCCCAGUGUUUCUGGAAGCAUUAUGGUUAAUAUUCCACUCAGAAGAGCCAUGAUUCCAACAAGCAACUGGAAGAAACAAACAUCAGCUGUAAAGGUAGAAAUGUCUUUCAAGUUGUUUGUAGUUUUGAUCUUGCUUGAGAGCAUAUUUAAAAUAAAGCACAAGGAACUGAAAUGUAAAGAAAAGAUCAUAAGUCUUAAAUAUUACCUAUAUAAAAGAUCUACCUUUUUUUGUUGCAUAAAUGAAAGAUUAUGCAGCACAAUUUAUCAAUGAGCAAGUGAAGUGUUUUGUUCACAAGGGAUCAAUACAGUGCAAACAGGAAUAAUUCUGUCUGAGGAAACAAUAUAUAUUAUCUUCAUUUUGUAUUUCUGCUAUCAGGCAUGUAUUUAAGAACUGAUUCUAGGAUUGCAUACAUUUAUUUUUACACGCAUGUACACAGAGCCACAAUUUCCCUGCCACCUGUAAUCUUAAUUCACUCUCCAGCUCCUGUGUAGCUGUACUUGUACCUGUGUGCCUGUCCCUCCUGCAUAGCCAGACUGAAAUUUCUUAGUAUGGUUCAUUGGCCUUGAGCCACAAAGUGCACAUCCAUGCUCAGGAGAUUAUGAGCUAGCUCUCAACAAGAAUACUUUGCUAAAUUCAGUUUCAAAGAACUGUUAGGAGUGCAGGCAUCUACUAACAGUUGCACUGGGACCACAUUUUGGAUUUGUCCGUGGUGUACACAGUUCCAUAACAACAGCUUACUUCAGCAUGAGUGGUGCAAGGAUCAGGAUAAUGUGGGUAGAUAGAGAAGCACACAUUUGCUCCAGGAAUAUUUACUCUUCCCUUUCAUUACUAUAUCUUGUUCAAUGAGAACAAUUCACACUUUCCACCUUUGAGGACAGAACAGGAUUAAAACCCUGACAUUCCACAACACCAGGUUAUAAAUGACCCAAAUCUCUCCUGAUAGAAAUGCUUUCCCACAGUACAUCAUGUCUGGUCUCAGUGUUUUUCCAUUCUAUGACUCUGCACUUUGAUACUGUAUUAUCUUUAUCUCACUGAUUCUCAAGUCUGUCCUGUGUUUAAUAUAUUCUUUCCAGAUAUGAGAGAGAACAUUUGGAAUUAUUGUGCCUAUGUCUCUCACACAGAACUUGAGACAAGAACUGGCCAGCUACCAUUUGCAGCUAAGCCAGACUUUAAGUCAGAAAGGUGCUUUAAUAUCAGAAGUCUCUAUUGUAACUUUGAACAGUUCUAUUUUCAUGUACAUGCACUAUGCUAGUUUUGCUUCUCUUCCCCCCCAAAAGAAGAGGACAGUUUCUCUCAAGCAUUAUUUUGAGAAGUAAAAGUCAUGCAGUUGCAUACAGUCCUCUUUUUGCACUUGCAUUAGAUAUAGAGGCUGACAAAAUAAUAAAAAAAGGCAAAAUACUGCUAAAUACUGCAAACUACAGUGAAAAUAAAAUAGUCGUGCUCUUACCAUGAAAAUUAAAAAAAAAAAAAAUCCUAACAGUAAUAGAACCAGAAGAAAUGGCACAAACAGUGCCUCAGUGACAAAUUGAGGGAAAUUCUUCUAGACAUAUGUGGCAAGAGUGAUAUUUAAAAAUAUAUUCCAAAACACUAAGAUCUCAUCUCUGUGUGUCAGAAUGCUUCUCUACUAAUAAAAUAUGAUUUUCUGCUAUGGGAAGACAGGAUGAAGUGACACAUGGCAGCUAUUCCACAGUAACCUCUCUCAUGCACAUCCUUUAGCCUCUCAUAAGUUUACAUUUGAGGAUAUUGCAGUCUGUAAAGAAUAUUGAAUCUUACAGACACCCAUACAUUUGGAGUGUAUGAGAACAGGGUCACUACUUAUACCCAACAGAACAAGGUUAAAGCAAAACUGUGUGCUUUGAAUAUGUGUGUCUUCUCUGUUUCAGUUAGUCUUUUAGACACUUGGCAUUCUUCUCAUGUUUUUCUUCCUCAUGAACCUACCUCUUAUCCCCCUGAGAACUCUCACUAUUCUGUAAGCAUACACAUCACCAUUUUCCCUGCCUUUUCAACUUGGCUCUCAUAACUCUAUUCCAUCAUGUUUUCUUCAAUUCUAUUUGAAAAGAAGAUUUUUCUAUGUGAAAGCUGAUGCAUGCAUGUAAUCCCUGCAUUUCCCUUCUCCCUGACUCUACAAAGCAUUUUCCAAUAUUUCCUAUGAAAGACAAAAUAUGAAAAAUUAAGUCACAGUGUAUUUAUUCAAGGGCUUCUCAAACAUUAUCUGCCUUUUCAAGGGCAGUAGCCACAAUUAUCAAUGAAGUUACAUUUAGUCAAAGCAAGUCUUUUGCUGUCUUAUCUUGGCAUACUGCUUCGUAAGGCAUCUGACAUAAUUUAGCCCUUUGCUUGCUCAUUACAAAUAUGUAAAUUUCGUAUGUAUGUACUAUUUUAAACAUAUGAUUCAGUAUCAGAAAAUGUUCUAAUAUAGUCAAAUGCUUAUGGAAUGAAGUGUACUAUUGUACAAGAUAUUUAAGUACAUUUAAGCUGCAUUGAAGUUAAUUUGACAGGUGUACCUUCUUAAAUGAAUUGCAUUUUCAGGGCCUUAAUUUUUGAAAUCUGACUAUCUGCUCAGUUAAACUCUCAGAGUACUCCCAACACUUCAGUACAGUCAGCAGCUUCUACUAUCUACCAUAAAAAACUUCAGAAAAAGAUGCACCAUCAUUUUUCAUAUGUCCUCUGCCUUUCCUUGAGCAACAAUUUCACAGUGGUCUAAGACCAGGACUUAAUAUAUUUAGUCUAGAACAAAAGGUAAUUUGAAUUAAAUAUCCCUAAAAAUAAUACUUCUACUUCAACAAAAAAGAUUAAAUUUUGACCUGAAAAUCCACUAGUAUUAGACACAGGAUUUGCAUUCAUUUAAUUUUACUGACUUCAUUGAGGUCUUCUUAAAUUUCUAAUUUAUGUUUUUUUCUGAGAGAUAAAUCCGGUCUGUUAAAGGGCUACUGUAACAUAAUUCUUACCAGUUAAAGGGCUACUGUAACAUAAUUCUUACCAGCUGAGAAACAGGAAUAGGUUGUACAUGGAGCAGUUGCUUUACUGUAUGUUUUCUGUAAAGUUGUCACAUAAAAAACAUACUUGUCAAGUUACUCAAGAUUUAUAGUCAUUCAAAUGAGAUACUUGCAGUUCUCACAGGUGGCAUAACUGUACAAGAGGCAGACUGUCAAAUAGCAGUAUUGACUGCUCAACAAUGUGUAGUGUAUACAAUAGAUCAGUGUGAUGUAUAUCAGUUUACUCAUAAAUAUAAUCCAUUUUAUUUCAUUUCCAUUCCAAAAGGCUUACUUGACCUGAGACUUGGCACGCUAUGCUCCAACACAAGACAAGUCCAUUUAAUAAUCUGACAAAUGCUCUACAACAGGAGCUAAUAAUGGAAACAUAUUCACUGUGAACUACUACACAACUACAAAUACUCUGGAUAAUUUUUGUACACUGAGAGUUAGUUGUUCAUAGCUGAAAUAAUUCCUGUGUUUAUACUGCCAUUUGCACUGCUCUCCAGCAUGUUUGAGCAUUCCCCAUCUGUAGUUGAACUGCAGCACUUCUGCACAGAUACUGAGCUUAUCCCAUCCAGUAAAGGCAAAAUGCUGACAAGAGAAAAAGAAUGUUCUCCCAUGAUCACUCUACUGUGCAAAUGUUUCUUUGUCUUUUCUGGGAUGACAUUUUGGUUUGUGGGGGGCCAUUGUUAAGAAAGAAAAAAUUUUUAGGAGCUUGAGGAGAUAAAUUAAUUUGUGGUCUUCUUCAUCCUCUUAGUUUUUAUCCAAAACAACCAAAAGUAAUUAAUUUAAAUAAUGAAAUUAGUUUACAAGAAUUCUCUGAAACCAAUCUCUACCAUCUAUAAUUGGAGAUUUUAUAGUUGCAAAAUCAAAAGGGCACAAUGCACUUUUUCAGGAAAUUCCAAUGUGGUGGACAAAAUUUGAGUAAAAAUCCAGGUUAAAGACAUCCCAUUACAUUUUCAUCUUCGGAUAUGUAUCAUCUACAUAAAACAUCAGUGUGCUAGUAACAGUGAAUCCUAAGGGGUUUUUGAAAGAAUUCAAACUAUUUUAAAUCAAUAAUAAAUCCUUCUUUACUUAAAAUUUUAAUAUAAACUUUGUAAUUCCUUCUGGUUUGACAUAUAUAGGCAUAAUUUAUUCUUCAAGGGAAAAAAGGGAUUGAGUAGCUGCAGGACUUCCAAGCAGCAAAUGCUUCAUAACAGAAAUGCAAUGAAGAAAUGUGAUUCAUCUGUAAGCAGGAAAUACUUAAAAUAUUUUGUCCAAAAUGGAUCUGCUACAUAAUGCAGACAAAAUGCCCAAAGUCUGCAAAUGAAUGGUUCCACCUCUCUUUUCUGGGGCAACUGGUGGUAGAAGACAAAACCUAAUGAAAACAUGACCUGGAGUUACCUAAAAAGUAAGGUGUGCUUAAUGAAUACAAGGUUCUGUUGCUAGUCAAAGCCACCAUGAACCUCAUCAAUAUACCAUUUCCUUCUCUUUUUCUGUCUCAUGAAUUGUUUUGUUCAGUUCUUGUAAAUGAACACAGAGAGGGACCUUUGGGGCAGGUUUGAAGACCAGGUGUAGUAAGCACAAAACAUUCUUGAUCUUUUGGAAGGCUAUUCCAAAGAUGUAAUGUCCCAGGGAAGCUGUGGAAAAUAUUAAGGCAUAGUGUAAGAAAAACCAGCCACCUGUGGUGAGUUCAAGAAUGGAAGAACUAUGCCUUUGAAGAAGGGUGAGAAUAAGUCAGGAUCAUGGUCAAAAAUUGCUAGGCCUGCAAAAAAGUAUGGACUAUGACGCUUCCUAAAUGUUACACAGUAGAUGCAGAAUACUUUAACGGGAAGUAUUUUUAUCAAUUUUAUUCUAGGAUUCAGUGCAUAAAUAUUUUUCUGUCUCCCAUCACAAAAACAUUUCAGAAUAUUUCAGUGAUUCAAAGUCUCCCUUUUGCUUUAGCUGCAUAUUUUUAACAAUAUGAAGCGACUAAUCUUUGGGACUUAAAAUUUUGAACAAGAAUGGCUUACUUAAUUUUCUUUUCAAUAUAAACAUUCAGCCUUUGGUUCCUUUGUCAUGUGAAAAACAUACUUGGCAAGUUAGUAAAGAGAAAACAAGUAACACAUACACCUUUUCAAAACCAGAAACAUUCACCAUAGAAAUAAAUACUUACAAGUGGCAUGAAAAUCCAAACACUUCUCAGAUAUACACAGAAAGGAGCAACCACACUUCCUACACGGCACAUCAUGCUUCCACUUCCAACAGCAAGUGAUCUAGACUUAAAAAAAUUUGAUUAAGAAUUCUAGCAGAUAAAGGAAACAAUUAGAAAUGCACAGACACUUAAAACAUCAGUAGGAUUUGUUUCUUUAAGCAAUUAUACUAGGAAGCUGUCACUAUGCCAAGGUAAAUUUAUGUUGUAGUGAAAUUCAGCUGCUUUUGUAAUUAAGAUUAAAAAUAUAAUCAUCAUUCAGCAUAGAUCCCAGGAUGAAUAACCAGGACUUUUAAGAAAGGCAUGAAAAAUGUUUAAGAAAGUAUUGAGUAUUCUUCCAGUUCCCCAAUGGAACCAAUCAAUGCACAUGGAAUGGAAAAUGAAUAAAAAAAUGAAUAAAAAACUAUGGUACAGCCAAACACCAGACAACUCUGAACUCAUCCCAUCCCAAGUCUUUGAGAUCACCUCCACUGAUGCCAAGAGCUGCUGGAUCAGGUGCAGAACAAUAACAAAGGGAAUGAAAUAACAUCCAAUUAAUGAAAAAUACAUAACUGGUGAAAGUUCUUACCUUACAAUUGUUGGGUACAGUUCUGCUGUGUAGAGAUAUAUAAGGCCAAAUGCCACACCUAUUGAAAAUUUUCCAGCCAUAUUUGCUAAAAUAAUUAAUAUACUGAAGUCCUAUUGAAAGAGAGCACAAAUAAAUAUAUCACAAGAAAAUAACACUUUCAAACAUAAUUGAAAUUUUUCAAAAGUUGUGAACCUUAAUAAGCAAUGCUUAUUGCUUGCUUUUUAAAAAUUGCUCUGUAAGUUACUAAUGUUCAUAUCACUCUUUACCAGUCCUGGUUCACUGAAGUCUUGGGAACAUUUUACAUGGGACUCCAGCAGUGACAGUGAAACCUGUACUGAAAAUGCAGAAAUCUACCUUUGACUGGCAGUUGCAAUUUAAAAUCAGCCUUUAAUGAACUAUAUGGUUUAGAGAGAGUAGCUGCAUCUUCUGGCUUAAGAGCCUUUAAAAUCAAUUUCUGCUAUAGGAACACUUUCAACAAUACGUGACUAACCUGAGGUAUGAACAUAAUUAAAACACAGAUCAGUGCACUUAAAAUAAGGAACGGAAUGAGUGUGUUUCUCCUUCCCAGUUUGUCCAUCGCAACGCAAGCAAUGAUAUAGCAAGGCAACUCCACAGCACCUGUCAGUAUGAAAUUAUUUUGUUUUAAGUCAUGAUUACACAUAUUCAUGUUAUAACUCUAACUUCCUCUUUAUGAGGAUUAAUUUAAUCUAGAGGAUAAUAGAUAUGUAAAAUCUAGAGAUAACCAGUGUGUUGGGCUUGUUCAUUUGGUAACAGAAACGGUGACAGGAGGCAGAAAAUGGCCUUAAAUACGGUAAUGAGAGUAGAGAAGGACAAGGGAAACAGGUUUCACAGAACAGAGCAGCUCCAGUUCUCCUUGGAAUGGAAAAUUACAGAAAAUAUCAAGGCCACAGUUCUGCUUUUAGGAUUACCGGCACUUUUGUCUUAAAGCUGUACAUUUGCUGCUCUUCUCCUUCAAGUAUUUUCACAACAGCUCAAGUAUGCCCACAAGGAAUAUUGUUAGUGUCAUACUGACACACCUCUCAGGACUUUCUAGCUUCCACCUGGACACAGAAUUGAAGGCACAGGUGCCUCCUCCAGCUUCAGCUCAAAAUCAUUCCAGAGUAAAUGGCAAGCAAGGUCUCUCCAAGUCCAGUUUUUUGAGUUAGCUUCACAAAUACAGAGUGCAGUUCCAGCUUACUCUCUUCUCUAUAAAAAAGAGGGCAGCUGCUUACAACAUCCCACUCUUAACACAGAUUGUCUCUUUCUAAUGUCUCUUUCUGGAGAAAAACUUCUGCAGGAAGGAACUGGCAUUUGGCGAGGACUGUUCACAAAUACUGUAUAAACAUGAUCUGCCCCAAGACAAAUGAUAUUGAGCCUAAGCCACUUUGGACACGUUUUAAACCAAUUUGCUCAUGAAGAAUGCUACUAUGUCCAAUGUAAAAUCAAGGAAUAACAUAAGAUACAGCCCUGAACGAAUAUGCUGCAUUCCUUCAUUAAGUGCGUAUGGCAUGUCAUUACACCUGUAAUAUCAGGAAACAAUUUUUUGGACUUGUGCAAUUAUUGUGUUUGUUAGUCUGCUAAAGUAUUUUUAGAAGAGGUGGAUACGGUGUACUCCAACCUAACAUUUUAGUUAUCUGUGCAAUACUAGCUUCCACUCUUCAACACAUCAGUCUAACAAUACACUGUAAUACAUGACAAAACAAACUGAAUUCAUGAGAGCCCCAGUCCUUCUGUGUGCUUAUGUACACGAUCAGUCACAUUCACUUCACUGAGAGUACUCAGUUGCACAAAGCAAAGCACAUGAUUUAAUUCUUUGCUGGCUCAGAGCUACAUGUCUGAUCUAGAGUCCUCUGAAGUCAAUGGAGUAUUUCCACUGAUCUUAACAAACUUUGAAUCAGGCCUUGAAUGCACUUAACUGCCUUUGUAAACAACAAACAACUUACAUACCAGAGAAAGAUUAUACUCAGAAUGAUAAAAUAAUAUUACAACUUAAUAAAAAAUAUACUUUUGAGAAAACUAAAAUUAGUCUUGCUUGUGAGAAUUAUGAAUCUGUUUUUUACACAGACAAACUCAAUAUAUCAUGACUGUAAGGGAUAAAAAGAAUAAUUUUUUUCUCCUAUUUUCCUAGUUUGUGCCUUUAGCAGUGCAGGGCAAAUUUUGUGUUGCUCAUCUGUUUCCCCUGGUGUUUGUGUGGAUCUGCUACAUGCUUGCAGGGCAAAGAGGAGACAAGCAGAAUGCAGUUUUACAAUCAGAAAGACAGGUAGAGAAGAAUUUUGUACACCAUCAAAUUUUAAAUUCUCUUUUUUUUUGGAAACAGAUUUGGAGUGAAUGAUAUUCCUGUGUUUGUCAACUUUAUGAAGAGUUAGCAAGAAGCUUUUUGAACAAGGCUCAUAAUUGAAUGAACAAAGUAAAAAAUUGGCUGUCAAAUCUAUAGACAUUUCUAAAUGUUAUGUUCCAGUUCUGUCAUUAACAGAAUAAAGUACAAAAAUAUUUACCUAUGAGAAAGAGAUUUAAAUACUCGUUGCCUCCUAGACUGACAGAACUGAGGGAGAAGACGUAGUACCCUAAGCUCCCAGUGAACCAGAUCAGCCAGACUGUGAUGGUCCUUCUUGCAAUUUGCCAGUUACAGAACAGGUCUAAGAUGUUGUGCUUCUUUGUUGAGGACAUGUCAUUUUCACCCAUUCUGCCACUGACUGGAUCAUCUUGUUGGACUGAGCACAGUUCAGAAACUUUGCAGGGAGUGUUUACUUUAUUCCAUCUUGCCAUUGUAUUAAUCACUUUUUGUGCAUCUUCAUAUCUUUCCUCUGACAGGAGCCAAAAAGGCGUUUCUGGGAGCAUCCAGCAGCACAAGACAAAGGGAACAGUUGCUAUGGAGAGAAAUAUCUGAUAGACCCACCAGGUCCGAACCAGAAAUCCCACGAGUGCCACAAUCAUAAUUCCCAUAGCAAAAAAAGCAUGGACAUGCAUAGAAGCCCAGGUUCGUGCUUUAAUGCCAACAAAUUCAGUCACAUAAACAAAAGCCACAACCAGAUAGCCACUUGAAACCUGGGGGUGUGGGAGAAAGAAAAGAAAAAAAACCAGAGUGAGUUUUGUAUGUGCUCUCCUUGUGCACCAGCAGUAAAAACAAAGAGUAACAGUGUUCCACAUUUGUGUACGCUUAAUUGGCACAGUGCUGGCCUGUCUCACACUGACAGAAAAAAGGCAACCCUGAAAACUAAUCAGCUGGAGGAAAAGUUCGCUCAAACCUUCAGACUGCCCGGACACUGUAUUUAAAAAUAUGAAGUGAAUUUGGAUGCUUCUCUGCAGUGGGGGACAGCCAGCAAGAGAUACCUGAAAAGGAACCUAAUUUGAUGAUGUCAUUAAGCCCUUCCCCUCCAAAAAUCAGGUCCCUUAAUGACAUCACAAACUGGAUGCUCAGGAAAAUGAGGUCCCCUGAAGUAAUCCUCACUUCUGAAAAUCCACUUGACCUUGGCUUUUAAGUAAACUAUUAAUAGGAACUGCAAAUUUACUGAGAGUUACCUUCCACACCCUUGUUAAUGAUCUCAUUAAAUCAAACUUUUUACAAUUAUAUAUAUAUAUAUAUAUAUGAUUACAGGUUCUCAUAUGUUAUGCGGUGAAUGCAAUUACUGGCAUGUUCUGGAUGAUAGUAUUUUUUUAUUGAAUAUAUAUAUUAUUGAAUAUAUAUAUAUUUCAAUUUCUCUAGCAACAUCAAAUUCAUGGUAUCUCAAAACAUUUCCAAACACAGCUAGAAAAUAUAGACUAGAAAAUAUUUCAGUAUAUUGUUUUGAUUAAUCAGUUUUCUGGUUGGAAAUAUGAAAGUUAAUAAUCUCUGAUUCUGAACCCACUGAAGCUGACAGGAAAGUUGUGCUGAUCUCAGUAGCACAGGGCCUAGAGCUUUAGGCCUGCAUCUUGCAAAUCAGUCCCAGUGGCCAGUUAAAACCUGCAGCAUUGGUCUGGUCUGAGCUUUUUGCUUUUCUAAACUACCACCAUCCCUGGCAUCAACAGCCAAGGAAGUGAGUAGAGGGACUUCUUUAGAUCUCACUGUUCAAGGCUAAAAUUAUGUUGUUUUUCCUGCUAGGAAAUUCUUCUAAGCUCUAAUCAGGCAAAGGGAGCUCCAGGUGCAAGGUUCUGUCUUGACUAAUGCGCUGUCAGCAGGAAUAAAAUAAAUUAUGUGACUAUUUUCAAAUAUCUAACCCACAUUAAAUAAGUUACAUCAUUUUUUUGUGUGUGAUGGCAUUCUAAUUUCUGUAUGCAUUAUGUGGUGAAAAGCUACAAAUAGUACAUUUCUGGCUGUAAAACAGUUAUUUAAAAUUGUUUAAUAUGUAUAAAUAUUGAAUAUAUAUCAGAUAUGGAAUACAUACCACACAUAUAUAUAAAAGUAUGUGUGUAGGUAUGCAUAAACAUAUAUACUGAAAUACUCUUAAGUACAGCAUAAAACAUCUAGCUGUUAAACAUGUCUAGCUAUGUAUUUAGUAUUCCACAUACAGCUUAAAAGACCAAAGAGAUGCAUAGAAGAGAAAACGUGCAUCUCUCCUCCAUCAUUCAAAAUGGUAGAGAUAAAAAUAAUACUUAUUGUAGAUUUGCUGGGUUAAGAAAAACUAUACUCCAUUUCUAACAAUGAGGAGAAAUGCAACUGCAGCUGCAAUGCAGAAUCCAGAGUUUGCUGCUCACACUUGGUAUUUAAUUACCAGUCCAGCAGAGGUUGGGAUGGAGGAAGUACCAAACACUGCUUCAUACAGACGCUUUCUAUUAAUUCAAAGAGGAAAACUGCUGUGGUCCAAGAAUAUUCAGACUCUCCCUGCUCUGCUGAAAUAAGUGCAACAGAUGGGGCUUUAGAAUAAUGAAGUAGGGGAGGAAAUAAUAACAAAAGGGAGGUUUUCCUGAUAAGGGGUAGGAAAUGACACGUAAAAAGAGCCAGGGUGAUCAUCCCUUCUUACCAUAGCAAGGAGAAAGCGCACAGUCACAAAACUGUAGUAGUCAAAUGUGAAAGCCACUGCAAUGCCAAAUACAAACUGACCAGCACUUGUGAACCAUAUAACACGCUGUCUUCCCAGCCUGAAAAUCACAGCAGUAAUCAAAUUAUGAAUAACUACAAACAUUCUAUUAAAAUACACCUGCAACUCCAGAGAGCCUAGAUGGAAGUUAAACAACUCGCCACAGAAACUGUGGUUUAGUUACCUGUAUUAAUUUUUCAGUAAUUCCAACUUCCAAGAAAAAGGAAGCUCCUAUGAAUGGAAUGUGCAGUGAGCAUUACAUAUGUUCACCUCCAGUUUCAAGUUGAACUUCUGCAUAACUGAUCUGCAGAUUUACUCAGUCUUCUUUAUGAGGACGUAAAUCACUUUUUCAGAUAUUUUAUAUUAAGUAGCCUUUUGUUAAUAAUUUCUAACAAAAGUUAGCUGUCAUAACAUGCCAUCUCUUGCCAAAGUAACAACCAAUUUGGAUAGUAAUGAAAGGCUUCUGUAACAUAUCUUUGUACAGUUAUUUAAAAUUGAAUUCUCUAAUAAAUGGCAAGCACACAGUUCCCCUGAAUUUUCUGAUUGCAUCACAGCACACAUGCAUGCAUAUACAAAUACAGAAAUCCAAGAAUAUAGUAUACUAACGGCACAAAAACCAUGUCAAAUAAUAGCUUCCUAUCAACACAUAGUAGUUUCCAGUGUAAAAGAAGGGCAUUUAGUAAAAAAGAACUUCUAUUUGUUUUUUUUUUUCUUCCUGUAUCUCAGGGAGAAAAUAUCCAGAGUAGAGCCAGUUGUCCCUAAACAAGUGAGCACAUACUAAAGACUCUAUUGGGGAUUCAUUACAUUCUGUCUACAAAUGCUUUGUAAUACAAAAUGUGUGGAAUCAUUUUUCUUCCCUGAUAAUUUUUCUUGGGCUCUUACUAUCUACUCCAUUGCAAAGAGAUUUUCGCAAAUGGAGAUAUUACUUUUAGACAGAGAGGUUGAGGACUUUCAGGGGUGUGGACACCUUUGUAAUUUUAUUUUUCUGUGAGUAUUUGGUACUCCAUUAAAAUUCUUCCUAUUCUUCUCCAACCUUGACCUGGAGUCAUGCACAUUUUAUCUUUGAUUCCUGCCAGAAAAGAUCCCAAUGAGUCUUAGCUAUCAGAGCUCUUCUGUUGGGAAAUCUGUUAAUUGGUAAUGGGAGGAACACACAAUCUUAUUUCCCACCAAGCCAGGAUGUGUCAGAAAAUAAUAACUUUCAGCUGUAAAAUCUACAGUUGUAAAUCUGCAACUCAGAAUGUGUGUAUUGUCUUAACUAGCUGUCCAUGGCUUGAAUUAAUGGAAAUGAGAACAAUAUGAUCCUAACCUUAUAAAUCAUGUCUGAGUAUUAAUUUAAAAAGUUAUGAAUGAUUUAAAGGGACACAAAACAAAUGUUGGCUUUAUAUUCUGGUUUUGUAUUAAAUAUUGUUUUACAAAGCCUUGGAUUGGGAGGCAGAUUGAUUCCAUGUGUUCUAAAAGCCAAAUUAAAAAAAAGUCAUCAUUAGUUUUGCAUUCCCAUGUUGUAACUAUCACACCAUAGUGUUGUGCUAAUGAAGGAAAAUCAGAAAAAACACACCUGAUCUCCUUGUUCUGCUUAUACUGUUAGAUGUAGGAUAAAAUGUCAUCCUCGACCUAACAGAAAUGUCAGUCAACAGGCUCCUUUACAGAAAGAGAAAAAUAACUCUAAACCAGCCUUCAAAGCAAAACACAGGUACAUAAACUGCCUGAGACAAAACCAAGUACAAAUAGCUUGGAUAUUGGACUGUCAUAUGGAUAAAGGGGCAUGGCUGAGUGUUCUCCGGAGGCAGGAAUAAGUCUGUUUGUGUUGAGAGAGAAAACCAACAGAAACAGGAGGAUACAGACAUUCAUCCUGAAUCUCAUUGCUUCUGAGUCCAGCUCUUAUGUUGGAUCUCAGUGCGUGAUCUGAGAUAACAUCCAGGGAGGAAGCAUUGGACAGGAAUGGGCUGAAGGACAGCCUUGGCACCGUAAGCAUGAGAUUGCUUGGGAUGAGUCCCUCCAUGGACUGACUCUCCUUGUGCUCAAACAGAACUUUAUACAUGCUGUUAAAUAAGUGAAAUUACAGCACAGCUCACUCACACCCAUUUUUUCUCCUAUCUGGACUAACCCUCAAGAGACUGAAGUUUAAGCUAAUUUUUCAGAGAAAAACUAAAAUUGGAGAGCAAGGAAAAAUAGCGUAUGGGUGUUUAUUUUAAGAACAUGGGGCUUGAUCAAACCCUUGAAGCCUUUGCAUCAGCCCCACUGAGCUGUAUUCAUGACAGAGGUUAGGAAACAUGAUUUUAAAAUACAUUACACUUAAUCUUCUAGAAGGCAUUCUGUCAUUUAUCAUAUUACAAAUUAAAAAUCAAUAUUUCCACCAGGAAUCUCUCCUCGUGAAAAAUGAGGUGAAAAUCUACUCCCAGCUUUUACCAUUGCUAUUACAAUGAGCUAUUGCUAUUUCUGUUAAAAAUAAAUAAACAAAUAAAUAACCUAAAGGCAAAUACUAGCUGCUCAGGGGAAUUUCAGUGAUUAAGGCCUAGAAGAAUGGAUGACAUAAAGUACAAAAAAAAUUCUAAAAGGAAAUGACUUGCAAAGACAUUUUAAAAUUAGUACUUGCUAUUGGAAAAAGAUAUUGAGUUAAACAGAUCUGUGAAUAAAGCAAUAUCCAAACUUCCUGAAUUUUGAGCACAUAAUUAUGAGUAAUUAUGAGUGAAAACAACAAAAACACAUGGAGUUACUGCAGUCUGAAGCUACAGUUGUCAAAGGAUAGCACUUUACCUGUCAGCGAUGUCACCAAAAAUCACUGCUCCAAUCAAGACUCCAAGCAUGAAUGUAGGCUGGAUUAAUUUUGCAAGCCAUUCUCGGUCACAGACCAGAUCCCACUGCGUAACAACAGUGCUCUUCCACUUUGUAUCAUCAUAGAGAAAUCCAUCAGAACACGAAAAUACAGACUUGUUGCCUUUGUAUUCAUAUGCCAGAUCCAAACUGACUUCUCGUUUGGAUCUGCUGCAUUGAUUAAUUUCCCAAAUUUCUCCAUUUUCCAGCUGGACUACAACAUAAUUUUCUGUUGAUGUCCAUAGUGUCCAGAUGUCCUGUAUACUUGAUGCAGAGGAGUUGUGGAAAAGAAUAUUACUCACAUUUCCAGGGAACCCACAUACAAAGUUAGGAGUAACAGCCAUGAACACAGAUGCUAAGUAAUGGAUACCACAUGACAUAGCUUGAAAGACAGAUGCAAAAUAAACACAUGCUUGAAAUCUGUAAAGGGAAAGAAAAAAUUUUACUGAAGAAAAGCCCUCUAUACAUGAAAAAAAAAUCAACAUAAUUGUUUUGUAAGAUCAGUAAAUGGGGAUAUCAUUAGGGUGUCUAGUGCUUUGUUGUGUAGUGCUGCUUCAAUAUUAGUUAAGCCCUGCAAGAGACCAAAGACGAGAAAAAGAUCCACAGUAAUCUAUUGCCAGGAAAUAAAUGCUGCUCUCAGUCAUGUGUUUAGUCAUAGAGAGAAGACCAUUUAAAAUGAAACAAUUCUGAACUUAAGCACUUAGUUUGAAGCAACCUUCCUACCUCCAAUUCUCUGCAGCACAUCCCCUUAAAAUAGGGCCUGAGAUUACUUGAAUGGUUAGAAAAAACAAAAUGUUACAACUUCAGGUUCUUAGGGUUAGAGAUAUGUGCAUCAAAUAAAACAAAAUAAACAGAUUAUGCCCCUCAUUUAAUCUAUUUGUAUCUCUGUAAUUGUAUUCUAUCUACCAUCUCUCUUUAUUGCCUCCAAAAGACAAAGAGAGAAUACAUGUAGACACAAGCAGAAGAAGAUAGAAUCUGAACAAUGUGAAAUGUUUUGAACCAAAACAUAGCUGUGAAAUGGGUUGGGUUUUGGCUUAAACAGGGUGUGCAGUUAUCCGUUAAAGAUUGUAUCAAAAAGCAAACACGCUAAAAGAAUGUUUUAUGUGUAGCCUGAAUUUCGGCAUUUUAAACAGCUUUUAAGACAUGCUUGAGAUGCAAGUAAAUCUUAGUAUAAAAAUUGCACAUGUAUUCUGAAUUUCAAGGGCUUGCAAUGAACUCUAGUAUCACUGUCUGCAAAUUCUAGAAAGUUUCUGAUAAUUUAAGCAUAAGGAGUAUUUUCCUGAAUUAAAUGUUUAAAUUGUGCAUAUAAUUAGUACAACAUCUAUUCAUAAAAAAAACAAAAUAGCUUUGAUUUCUCCUCCCUUUUCUAUUUCCUGAAGGCUAAUCAAUUGCAAUAAUUUGAAGAAGCAUUCAAUGAGCUUCUAUAUAUACAUCCUUACUGCAUAUGCAGUAGGCCUUAAUUGUAUGAAACAAAAAGCAGAUUUUUUUUUAAAUGACCAGAGGCUAUCUCUGCUGAAGUCAUAGGAAAUGAUGUCUAAAACCCUGUUACCUUGAAGCGUCUUGUGGGAAAAGUCAAAGCAAUUCCAAUCUCUGUAACAAAUGUGGUCUCUCAAUGCUCCUCUCCAAAAGGUAUCUAAUCUAGCCUGGAAUUCCCAUAAUAAAGAUUUCAACAGUACAUAGCCUAGGACUUUUAAAUCAUCUACCAUUGCAAUUUCUAAUUAAUUUCUAAAUUAUCUUUAAGCAGAGUAUUUAAAUAGAAUUUACUGGAUACAUUGUCCUAAUGUCCAAUUAACCUUUCCAAUUAAACAGUUCCCUUGUAUAACACACCUCCAUUCACCAUCCUCAUUCUCCUUUGCCUUUUACCUUGUGAUUUUUAUAUAUUUCCUUGGUAAAUGUAAACCCAGUUGCCUAUCCCGUUCUUCUAAUGGCAUUUGACAUUGUUGUUGUUCUGAUGCAGUGCUUUUUAUCCCCCUUUCCCUUAACAAAAGCUCUAUUGACUGUUCCACAGCAGUCUGAGGAGUGGAUUGAAUUGCUAAACCCACCACGGCAGUUCAAAAGCUGGCUCCACUUCCCUCUUGAGGAUACCUCAAGGCAAUCCUCACACAGGUGCUGUGCUGCUCUUUCAGAACGAAACUGAGAGAUAUGGUCAAGAGAAGCAGAAUGUAACCGCAGUAACCCUCAAAUCUACCAAUCCCCUCUCAAGAGAACAGCUUCUUGCAGACUAAGUAGCUAUCCAUAAACCAGAGCAAGGCUGAAACAGCUCUGAAAGGCUUUUAGGCUAUCUUGGACCACAAAAAAGCAAAGGUUAUUUUAAAAUGUAACCUUUGUCACCCUAUUGAUGCAGACAAAUAUGGUCAACAACAUUUUUUUAGUUCCUCUUCUCUAAUUUCAUUUUAGCUGUUCCCAUCAAAAGACACAAACUCAUUUUAAAAAUAACAGCACAACCAAAUUCAACAACUUGGGCUAUUGUUGCAGUAUGCAGAAUGCCUGAAAUCAGGACAAGAAGACCUCUAGAAAAUUGGUAAAUGAAACCCCUAGAAGCUGUGCAGUUACGUCUUCUACUACACAUGGAACCAGGUUCCCCAGUAUUUGCAACAUCUGUCAUUAUGCAUCAGAAAAUUGCAAUGUCAGAUAGCCCAAUUGAUAUUUCCCAGACAGAGGAAGAAGGAAGUAAUUGCAAACCAUACAUACUUCUUGAGUUUCCCAAUUAGUUCUUGCAAUACAAGAAAUAUCAGGUUCAUCAUUUCUCUUCUGCCCAGUAAAAGUGAGUAGGAAAAAUAUAUUUAUAUCCUUUUUUGUUGGAGAGGCUUGAAGGGAGAUAACAACUUGUAAGGAUACAGACUGAGAAGAUGGCAUGAUGCAGUGGACUACAUUGAUUUUUAAAAACUCAAAUCCCAAGAGUAUCACCAGGGCUAUGAUUUGGAGCAGGUCUAAUUAAUCUCUGCUCUAACUAUUCCCUUGAGAGUUUUAUCUUAACUCUUCCUGAACACUUCUUGUGAUCAUACUUCAGUAACCAUUUUGACAGACUGCUCCACUGCCAAAUCUUUCUGUCGGAAAGUUUCUCAUUAAAUCUAAUCUCAAUGUCCCCUUUUCAAACAUAAAACUAUUACUAACUUACAAAACACCCUUGUGCAACCUUGAAUAAAUCUUCCUUGUCUUUUAUCACUUCAUUUUACGGAAUUAUCAGUUAUCCCCCUCCAGUUACUUUCUACAGCCAUACAAAUUACAAUUCAUUACCCUUUCCUUUUCUUUAUGUCCUUUCUUUGUUUCCACGACUAUAAAAAGCAGUAAAGGAUUCAUUUUAAAGAAAUGAAUAAAGUGUCAUGCCAUAUUUCACCUAUCUUUCAAGCGUUUAACUUAGCACUAGAUAUAACUGAUUAUUGUAAAAACAUUCUUCCCUUUCCAGUGUUAUGAAAAUCUUAUUCAGUUCCAACAAAGAAAUCCACUCUGUACCAUUAUUUUUUGCCCUAAUUUCCAGUACCAAUGCUAAGCAAACACAAAAAGUUAGACAGAAUGCCAGAUAGACAUUGAUAGACAUAAUUUAUGUUGCAUAUGACUUCAUUUAAAAACAGGAAAACGUGUUUUUACAGCAAAAUCACCCUAGUGCUGCAGAAUUUUACAGGAUGGAUUGCACUGCAGUUCUUAACAUCUGACUGCUCAACAAAAGAACCAAGGAGCAGGCAGGGAAGCAGGAGUAGGGGAGAAUAAGGCCUAAUGUGAAGUUAGCAAAGUAUUUGGAAGCACCAGUGUCUGAAGACAUUCCACACCACACUAAUGGGCUGCUCCCCUGCCUGUAGAAAGUAUUUACUGCUCUCUCCAGUAAAAUUCCACACGGGGUUGGCUAAGCCUCUCUCUGUAUAUAUACAUACACAAAACACACAGAAAAUAUCCUGAAAGCCCUGUUUUGCCAUGAAGGCAAAGUUCAUUGCUGACUACAGCAGUGUUGUAACAGCACCCCCACUGAUGCUAGAUUGAAAAGCCCAAUCAUAGGAGCUGCUGCCUAUCUUCUCUGGGUAGGAAGAGUUCUUCCUCUAGAAAGGUCAAGAAACUCCUUAACUUGCAAGGUUACCAAAAAGGAAUUAAUCAAAUUAGUGACAACAUACAGAAAGCAUGUAGGGAGGAUGAUACAUGGAAUGGAAAAAUACUACAGGUGCAUGGAACUUUGCUUUCCAGAACAGCUGAAGAUUGAAAAGGGACAAAGACACAGAUCCAGCCUCAUGGUAGACAGAGGUUUGCUGGAACAGAGGUUGAGGCAGUAGAGAGUGCUGAGUUGAGGAAGAACAUAGAGCUGCUGCCUUCUCUAUGGCUAGUCUGUGAUCCCUCCCUUCGAACCUUUGGGUGCAUGAGUUUUAUCUCAGACCUCUUGUUGUGGCCAUGUUGAUGCUCUUCCCCAGUCUUAAAACCCCGGGGCAGCUUCUUGGCCCUUGCUUAUGUGGUGGCUGAGCAGCUUCCCGUCCUCACGGGAGGACACGGUGCUGGGGGAGCAGAGCAGGUCCGGGUUGGGCAGCCUGGAGCAGCCCCCACAGAGGCUGUGCUGGGGCAGCAGGUCACAGCAGAACCUAUGCAGGUCAUACACUUCACUGACCCUGAGGCAUAGGUUAAAGUCUAUGCUGUCCUUGAUAUCUGCUGUAAAUUAUUAGCUCUUUUCCAAAAUCCUUAAUUUAAGAACACCAAACUGAUAAGAAAGCCCUUAAAAGCUUAAAUCUCUCUAUUGCAGACAAAUAUGUACUGUAAUCAUUUUAUUAACCUCAUCAAACUCCAUUUAAAAAGUUAGAUUUCCCUGAAUAAAGAAAUACUGUUGCUCAUGCAUCAAAAUGGUAAGAAAAUACCAUUGCGGGAGUAAUAAGUACUAUUGAAAUUCAUCAAAGAAACCAAAGUCUGCAAUUUAUUUUCCCAGACUGAUCUCAAAAAGGACAAUUUUUGACAAUGGUAUUUUAUAUGCCAGUCAUCUUCCCAUACACACAUUAGAUUACACAACAUAUAUUGUUGCAAACAGUAAUUUUCAAUAACAUAUUUUACAGGGUUUUUUUUUCAAAAAACACACGCUUUUUGCAAUUUUUUAAAACAUUCUGUGAAUAUGAUGACUGUCCUAAAAGGUAUGAUAAUUUCUCUCAGUGUUUUUCCAUCUCUUCAGUGACUUGCCAUGGGAGAUAAUUAUUUGGCAAGUACAUUUUGUCACUCUUGCCAGGAGUGUCAAAUAUAGAAGUCAAGAAGACUUUAUAGGUUACUGCUCCAGUAUAGAGACACUUAAUGAAUGCCAGAAGUCAAAUGAGCCUAAAACUAUCUUCACAAAAACCUGAGCAAGACACAACAUGAAAAUGUUCCAGUCUUUCUUAAAAUAUUUCUGUAAAAUUUCUCCACAGUUUUUUUCUUUUUUUUUCAGUUUACAGCUCAUAGUAAAAAAUUAUUUUUACAUUUUCUAUUUCCUCUGCACAAGUUUUAAGAUCUCACCAGUAUGAAAAGCACUCGUAAUAUCAUGUCAGUAGCUGAACUGAAGAAAUAUUCUUCCACAAAGGCAAUGAACUAGAUCUCAUAGCACUGUUGCUCUGGGUGUAGCCUUAUGACACAACAUCUCUGUGACACUAUCACUGCAAAAGAUUUCCUCCCUUCUCUUUUCCCACUGUUUAUUCAUCCUCUGAGACACAGUCUCAGUCACAGUGGUAUUUUUUUGUGGACCAUCUGGGAAACAGAUCUACCUUGAAUAAAAAAGUCAAAAUAGAUGAUGAAUACAAAAAAAAAAAUACAAAAAACCCACAAACAACAAGCUAGACUAGUUGCUCAAUCUAAUUUAUAUUGCAUUUAUGUAAAUAAUCUACACCAGUCUAUUUGAAAGAUGGCAAAUCUGGCGUGCAAAAAAACUUGAAGUACACAUUGCCAUAUAUAUCUUGGAGACUAAACUCCCAGCCUCACAGUACUUCUACCAUUGUCAGUUACUGCAGUGCACAGCAGGGACAAAACUUGUUGUCAAACACUAACUUUAUGUUAAAUAAAAUGUGGUUCUGAUAACAUUUCCUUGUCUGUCCAUCAAUGAGAGAAGAGGGGUAUUACUAGAUACUCAUCAAAAGCUAAUACAAACAUUUGAAAAUCAUUUUACUGUAGAAUAGACUCACAACACUGUUCUGUGAUUAGCAAAAUAUUUGUACUAUUCCAUCAGCUUUACAAGAACUAUUUUUACUGCUUCUCUUCUCAACCACCUCAUUAGUAAAUUGCUUAAGUCAGAAAACACAGUAAGUUUUUGUUGUGCAGUGUACACUCGACAGGAUGGAUUCAGUGGAAAGAAAUUUCCAGAUAUUUACUAUUUCUGAAAGAAUUUGUGUUCAGUAACCACUUUAAACUCUGUAUUUCAUCCUGAUUUUUUUUAAUGUGAGAAAAGCCAUUCAGCAUUCUUUCCACUCUAAACCAAAAAGCUAUGAUGCACUUCCACAUUUAUUUUUUGAGAGGAAAGAAGCUGAAUGUGACUCAAGAGUAUUUUGGCUAUGGUGCAGUGAUACAGACUUAGAAGCAGCCUUAAAUAUACAAUAUGAACAUCUUUAUUUGACUUUUGGUGUCAAGAAUAAACUUCCUUCCCUCCUAAGGGCAGUUUAAACUAUGCUAGGACUUGGUCUCAGCCCACAUGAAAAAGAUGGUUAUUUCCAGAAUUUGUUUUCAGAGGUAGAAGAUGCUGUGUUGAAUGUCCAGUUUAAACAUAUCAACAGCACAGAUGCAACAGGAAUAAGGAAGCCUAUAGAGAUCAGGAAGACCCCAGGAAUUAUAUAUCAUCACUGAUGACAAUGUGUGCAUCAACGUGCAGUCACCAAACAGCAGACACUUACCAAAUCAUUGUUACAAUCAUUUAAAAUUGAUUCUCUGAAGAAUUCACUUCUAUCCCAUUAAGCUUAUGCAUGUUUCUCUUUGAUUAAGACAAGCCCAGCAUUCGGUCACUAGAGUCAAGAAGAAAAAUAUGUUGGCUGCUCACUACUGCACAUUUGGUAUAACAGCCUAGAUGAAGAAAGUCAAUCAGUGUGAAAAUAAAGAAUUAGUGCUACAGAAUUAAGGGUCAUCCUUUUAAUAAUGUUUUUUUAAACUAAAUAGAACAGUUCUUAAUGUUUGACUAUCUAAAUCAGGCACACUAGAUUCCUGUUGUCACCUGUGACAAAAUAAUCUAGUUGAUAAAUAUUUCUUGGUUUAAAUAGUUACUAAGUUCAGUAGCACAGCUUACACCUAUAGACUCACAGCAGAGAGAGCAGCUGCUGUUAAAGAUGCUCUGAUGUUUCUUGCUGCCCCUCUGCCAAGGAUUACUGCCCCCAGGGGAGAGCCAGACAGAAGGAUGGUGUGUUCAUGGCUCAGCCACUCCAGUGCAACACCCAACCUUCUCGUUCAAAUGGAGUGAAACUGGGCAAGACACAAGGGCUCUGGAUUUGCACCAAGCUACACAUAAACAUUACACUUUUGACUUUCCUGGGAAAGUAGCCUCUGAUUAAGGGGAAACACAUCAUUGGCAGCAAUUCUCACACCUUUUGAUGGCAAAGCUGGAGUCAAGUCUAUUUUAAUGUAGUUACCCACUUGUCUUUUCUGCUUUAAAUGUGUUAAGGGUAUGUAUCAGGUAAUUUAAUUAAAAAAGAACACGAACAUGCAGUUUGUAAGUUAUUUAGCUUUGUUUUGGAGUUAUUUGGCCUAGUGUUAAACACAGCAGAGUGGUUAUGCUCGAACAGUAGUAACACUUCAGGCUCUAUACUUGGAAGUUUCUAUUCCGGGAAUGGCAUUUCUAUAAACAUCUACCAUUUAGAAAAUUAGCACAUACUCUGCAUGAUAUAUUACCAGCAUUACUUCUCACAGGGAGAACUCAAUUCCAGUUUCUCUGGUAGCACUGUUUUCUUUUAGUCAGCCUCUCUUUUGUGGACAAAUCCAAAUUAGGUAUUUCAUUCUUUUCCCUGCUGUACUGUUUCCAUUGGCUUAUGUAAGCAAAUCAUUUCACAUUAUAACCUGUAAAGUGUCUAAUAGAAUUUAAAUGUUUUUAUUGAGAUUCUAUCUAAUUAUAGACAUAGGCAGUACUUCAUGUAUAAACUAUUAAAUUUCGUUCUUCCUUUCCCAUUUUUCUGCAUGUUACACUGCUGACACAUCGGACUAUCUUCAAACUAUGGAAGUUUACUUUUAUUGUAUCCAGUUUUUUUGUUCUGUCUAUAAUCCUGAAUUAAAACUAACUCAUUGUCAUAA
Molecule: messenger RNA, 24366 nt
Organism: Pseudopipra pipra
Lineage: Eukaryota; Metazoa; Chordata; Aves; Passeriformes; Pipridae
Exons: 4
Coding region: 1445-2056 (203 amino acids)
Source: RefSeq, a predicted model, not a curated record